Messenger RNA from Gadus macrocephalus (Pacific cod), 1246 nucleotides. RefSeq lists its product as uncharacterized. The record is from RefSeq and is a predicted model, not a curated record. The transcript is spliced from 6 exons. Lineage: Eukaryota; Metazoa; Chordata; Actinopteri; Gadiformes; Gadidae. The coding region runs from base 152 to 1246 and encodes 364 amino acids.
UGUUCAGCUUGUUCAGGUAAACCUGAUGUUAUUAGACAAAGAAAUGAACUCUGCAAUUUGGUAAAAGGAUUGUAUCUUAAUAUAACAUCUUUCCACUACAACCAUGCAUAGAGCUUUAUUGUGUAUUGCCUAACUAGAGUAGUGUAUCAUAAUGCCUGGACCAGCAACGCUUCGGUUCAUUAACGCCUCCUUCAACACCACCAGCAUUCUACACUUACACUGUUAUGUCAUGUUGCAGAGCUCAGAGGUCCCCAACAGCUCAUGGUGUGAGCUUGAAGGGCUCAAGCGCAGUGUUGCCCUGCUGAGGGGAAACAACCUGCAUUUGGCAACGCUGAUCACGGACCGACAUCGCCAGGUUGCCAAAUGGGUGAGAGAGGAGCUGAUCCCUGAAGGGACACAGCAUUAUUUUGACGUGUGGCACAUUGCCAAAAGUCUGGGGAAGGCAUUGGAUGCAGCAUCCAAAGAGUGUGACCAACUACAGUUGUGGAGGCCAGCUAUAGUGAAUCACCUCUAUUGGACUGCAGCCUCAACCCCAGAUGGCAACCCAGCGGUCAUGGAGGCCAAAUGGAGAAGUUUAGUGAACCACAUCCAGGACAUCCAUGACCAUGACACCCCUGCCUUCUCCAGUUGUGCCCAUGGCCCUCUAGACGAAGAUCAGCGCAACAAAGAGUGGCUGGACCCAGGCUCAUUGGCAGCAGUCAAGUUGGAGAACAUAAUGAUGAGGGCUGCCUUGCUGAAAGAUGUUCGUCAGCUGUCUCCACAGCACCAGACCUUCUCCCUUGAGGCUUACCACUCCCUCAUCUUGCACUUCGCGCCCAAGCACACUGGGUUUUCAUACCUUGGGAUGUAUAGCAGGCUUCUCUUAGCGGCGCUGCAUUAUAAUCACAAUGCCAAUCGCGAGACAGCACGGAGAAGUGACGGGACGGAGAAGUACUGCGUGCGGUAUCCGCGCUUCAGAAAAGGUGCCCAUGUGGUGCGUCCCAUCAAAGAGGCAGCCUCAUACGGUUAUGCAACAUCAUUAAUGAAGGCCCUUCGGGAGAGCUACGCCAAUUCACCCGCGGUUCUUCGAGAGGUUGGCGCCAAUUUGUCCUCCGAUGCACCCGCCCCCAUCGCCAAAUCCUUCGAACAGAUUCCUAAGGAGGAGGCCAUCAGCCUCUACCUAGCCCGGCAGUCACGCUUCAAGAAAACCACGGACAAGUCCAAUGAUUUAGUUGUUAUUAUUUGCAUGAAAUUUCUUUGUAUAUAA